Drosophila erecta is the source of this 1992-nucleotide messenger RNA. RefSeq names its product pickpocket protein 28 (gene ppk). The record is from RefSeq and is a predicted model, not a curated record. Lineage: Eukaryota; Metazoa; Arthropoda; Insecta; Diptera; Drosophilidae. The transcript has 7 exons. Gene Ontology annotation, molecular function: ligand-gated sodium channel activity. Bases 43 to 1863 code for a protein of 606 amino acids. Gene Ontology annotation, biological process: sodium ion transmembrane transport. Gene Ontology annotation, cellular component: membrane.
GGCGCAGCUUAGUCGAAUUCCACGAGUCCUGUUUCGUGGACAAUGGCCGAGAUCAGGGAGGACGACGAGGAAAAGAAGUCGGGCAUCAGCAUUCUGCCCGGCCCGGAACUCCUGGCCCCACCUGGCUUGAAUAACCGGGCCAGCAUCGCCUCGGCUGCGUUGAGCGAUGUACCCAGUGAUGUGAUCAUCAAGUCUCGCAUUCGAUAUGGUAGUCCUUUGUCGGCCUGCAAGGGAUUACUAUUGGAGUAUGCGAAGAGCACGACCAUUCAUGGCAUUCGUUACAUCUUCGAGGUGCACCGGCCGAUCUAUGAAAAACUUUAUUGGCUUUUCUUCACGUGCAUUUCCGUGUACUUUGCCGUCUCACUGAUCUGGGACACGUAUCUGAAGUGGCAGGAAUCGCCGGUUAUUCUGGGUUUCGAUGAGACUUUGGUGCCGGUGCACAAGAUACCAUUUCCCACCAUUACCAUUUGCCCGGAAAUCAAAAUGGAACGCAAGGUCUUUGACUAUACCAACGUAUCGCGGCAACUUUGGGAUGAGUACAAGCAGAAUGGCAACAUUAGCGACUUGGACGAAGAGGACCUCGCUCGCAUGGCGGUUGCAAUGCACAUUUGUGACCCGGAAGUGGUGGAGCGGUUUACUCCAUUGCUGUCGCAGCUAUAUCCGCCGAACGUGGACGUGACCCAAACUCUGAUCGACUUGAGUAUAUCGAAGAACGAGACGGGGCCGUUUUGUAAGUGGAAUGGCCGCUUCUACUUCUGCGACAAGAUCUUCGAUUUUGUGGCCACCGACGAGGGCAUAUGCUACCAGUUCAAUGGCCUGCGACCCAAGGACAUAUAUCGCGAUGAGAAAUUCAUCAGCUAUGUUGAUCCGGAUGUGGUUGACUUUAACAAUUACUUCGAUACGGCCUUGACCGCUUGGAACAAGAUAACCGGCAAUUGGUCACUGGACACUGGAUUCGUGGGCCAGGGCCAGAAUGCGUAUCCCCAAAGGACGGUGUUCUCAUCGGUGAAGAAUGGUUUCUUCGCCUUUCUGCAGGGCUUGCAGCACAAUUUCGACUACGAUUGCCGCAGUUUCAAACAGGGCUACAAGGUCUUUCUCAACUCCCCGGAGAGUGUGCCACUGACGACGGGCAAUUAUAUCCUGGUCCCUCAUGGCGAUGAGGUCCUGGUCAGUGUGCUGCCCGCGUAUGUCGUGUCCACCGACAAUUUGCACGAAAUUACGCCCGAAAAACGCCAGUGUCUGUUCGAUGAUGAGCGAUCGCUGCGAUUUUUCCGCUCCUAUUCGCAGAGCAAUUGCCAAACCGAAUGCCUGGCCAACUAUACGGUUUCCAAAUGCGGCUGUGCCAAAUUCUGGAUGCCCAAACCUAUUGGCACUCCCGUUUGUGGACUGAAUGACAUCCUUUGCUACACAACGGCCCAGGAUGAGCUGUACGCCCUUUUGCAAAAUCAAACGAUGGAAAAGAGUAUUGAUGAAAGUGUCGACAUCACUUGCAACUGCAUGCCAGCCUGCACCUCUCUGGAGUAUAACUUCGAAAUAUCCAGGGCCAAAUACGAUGUGGCCAAAACCAUUCGAGCCUUCCGCGAAGAAUACGAGCACACAGACGCUAUUGGAUCCCGACUCUCCGUUUACUUCAAGGAGCAUCAGUUUACCGCCAUUAAGCGUACCAUUCUUUUCGGGGUAUCAACAUUGAUUUCAAACUGCGGCGGCAUCUGCGGAUUGUUCAUGGGAAUCUCGUGUCUGAGUUUCCUGGAGCUAAUCUACUUCUUUUGCAUGAGAAUCUGCGGCAGUUGCCGCGAUCGCCGAAAGCACAAGAUACAAAAGCAGAACUCAGUGGAUGUACCAGAGGAAAACGCUGAUAAUUAGUCGGUAGUUGAAAACGCAAACAACUUGUACCAUUAUGUGUGUAAAGCAAACUCAAUUGAUUUAAAUCAGUUGCAAUAAAAUCAUUGACUGCGCGCUUAGUUCAGUGUUCACUUAAACGAGAAAAUAAAG